AUGGCGGCGUCUAAUUUGCUAAAGAACAAAGGUUCGCUUCAGUUUGAGGACAAAUGGGACCUGAUGCGUCCCAUAGUCUUGAAGCUUCUGCGCCAGGAGUCCGUCACCAAGCAACAGUGGUUUGACCUUUUCUCAGACGUCCAUGCAGUUUGCCUGUGGGAUGACAAAGGUCCAGCUAAGAUCCACCAGGCCCUGAAAGAGGACAUCCUAGAUUUCAUCAAACAAGCACAAGCACGGGUGCUGAGUCAUCAGGAUGACACGGCGCUGCUCAAGGCCUACAUCGUGGAGUGGAGGAAGUUCUUCACACAGUGCGACAUCUUGCCGAAGCCUUUCUGCCAGCUGGAGAUCACCCUGAUGGGCAAGCAAGGCAGCAACAAGAAGUCUAACGUGGAGGACAGCAUCGUCCGCAAGCUGAUGUUGGACACGUGGAACGAGUCCAUUUUUUCCAACAUCAAGAACAGGCUACAGGACAGCGCCAUGAAGCUGGUCCACGCCGAGAGGCUGGGGGAGGCCUUCGACUCCCAGCUGGUCAUAGGAGUACGAGAGUCCUACGUGAACCUGUGCUCCAACCCUGACGACAAGCUGCAGAUAUACAGGGACAACUUUGAGAAGGCCUACAUGGAUUCCACGGAGAGGUUCUACAGAACACAAGCACCAGCCUACCUCCAGCAGAACGGAGUCCAAAACUACAUGAAAUAUGCUGAUGCUAAGCUGAGGGAAGAGGAGAAACGUGCACUGCGCUACCUGGAGACGAGACGUGACUGUAACUCUGUACAAGCACUAAUGGAGUGUUGCGUGAACGCGCUGGUGACGUCGUUCAAGGAGACCAUCUUGGCCGAGUGUCCUGGCAUGAUCAAACGAAAUGAGACAGAGAGUGAGUACGGCAGGACCGCUCCCGCCAAAGGCUCAGCCAGCUCAGAGUUGCAUCUGAUGUUCUCUCUGAUGGACAAGGUGCCCAGUGGCAUCGAGCCGAUGCUGAAGGACCUGGAGGAGCACAUCAUGAGCGCUGGGCUGGCUGACAUGGUGGCCUCAGCAGAGACUAUUACCUCUGACUCAGAGAAAUAUGUGGAGCAGCUGCUCACCUUGUUUAACCGCUUCAGUCGACUGGUGAAAGAGGCCUUUCAGGACGACCCACGUUUCCUGACAGCUCGAGACAAAGCAUAUAAAGCGGUUGUGAAUGAUGCCACUAUAUUUAAAUUAGAACUUCCUAUGAAGCAGAAAGGGGUGGGUUUGAAAACUCAGCCAGAGUCCAAAUGUCCAGAGCUGCUGGCCAACUACUGUGACAUGCUCUUAAGGAAGACGCCGCUGAGCAAGAAGCUCACCUCUGAAGAGAUAGAGGCCAAGCUCAAGGAAGUGCUACUAGUGCUGAAGUAUGUCCAGAACAAAGACGUGUUCAUGCGGUACCACAAAGCCCACCUGACCCGCCGCCUCAUCCUGGACAUCUCAGCCGACAGUGAGAUAGAGGAGAACAUGGUGGAGUGGCUCAGGGAGGUAGGAAUGCCAGCUGACUAUGUCAACAAGCUGGCCAGGAUGUUCCAAGACAUCAAGGUGUCGGAGGACCUCAACCAGUCCUUUAAAGAAAUGCACAAACACAAUAAGCUUGCGUUACCAGCGGACUCGGUCAACAUAAAGAUCCUGAAUGCCGGUGCGUGGUCGAGAAGCAGCGAGAAGGUAUUUGUAUCUCUACCAACAGAGCUGGAGGAUCUGAUCCCAGAGGUAGAAGACUUCUACAAGAAGAACCACAGUGGCAGAAAGCUUCACUGGCAUCACCUCAUGUCCAAUGGCAUUAUCACCUUCAAGAAUGAGGUUGGCCAGUAUGACCUGGAGGUGACCACCUUCCAGCUGGCGGUGCUGUUCGCCUGGAACCAGAGGCCCAGAGAGAGGAUCAGCUUUGAAAACCUCAAACUGGCCACCGAGCUGCCGGACGCCGAACUGCGGCGCACCCUCUGGUCUUUGGUGGCGUUCCCCAAACUGAAGCGGCAGGUGUUAUCGUACGACCCGGUGGUGGCUUCACCCAAAGACUUUGCAGAAGGAACGCUGUUCUACGUCAACCAGGAGUUUUCCCUCAUUAAAAACUCAAAGGUCCAGAAAAGGGGGAAGAUCAACCUGAUUGGUCGGCUACAGCUCACCACAGAGCGAAUGAGAGAGGAGGAGAACGAGGGCAUCGUCCAGCUCAGGAUACUAAGAACACAGGAGGCCAUAAUCCAGAUCAUGAAGAUGAGGAAGCGAAUCAACAACGCCCAGCUGCAGACGGAGCUGGUGGAGAUCCUCAAGAACAUGUUUUUGCCACAGAAGAAGAUGAUCAAGGAGCAGAUGGAGUGGCUGAUAGAGCACAAGUACAUUAAACGAGACGAGACCGACAUAAACACCUUCAUCUACAUGGCGUAGCGUGGCACCCUCCGAUAACUUGUGCUGACUUUGGCUUCGGUGGUUUCAGGCCUGAUGGACACUAGAAUAUUUCCAGGCUCCUGUCCUCAGUAUAAAAAAGUCUGGUGCAGGGAGACAUGAAUUUAAUACUGAGACUUAUUUAAAAAAAAAAAAUAAAAGUGGAACUUCCUGCCUUAAAAUUGUAAAAAGAAAAAAAGAGAAAGCAUUGGUGCAGCCGGCAGGAGUGUGCACCAAGUGUUUUAUAAUUGUUUUGAGCCAGAGGGAAUUUCCUUGGCUCACGUUGACGCCGUGGUGUCUCCCACCGUCACAGCCGGCCGCCUCGGCAGCUCCCACAACACUCCUGCCGAAUGCUUGUGCAAGUCUAAAGGCAUGCUGAGAGGAAAACCCGAGGAGCCCCGGCUCUCCAGACACCCCGCAGCCGAGUUUUGAAUCCACGUCAAAAGCAGACCGUGUGAACCUUGACCCCCAGAUGCGUGUCUCUCCACUCGGAGACACAGCUAGUUGCCCGUUUUUGUCGAAGCAGCGAUGGUCAUGACUUGUCUGCGCUCUCAGCUCCAGCGAUCAAACACUUCAUUUGGACAUUCAGUAUGUCAAGAGCCAGAAAAAAAGCACUUCAGUUUCCAGAAAGGAAAUGGACACGGAGUGGAGCCAAUUCCCAAACGUCCUCAAGCCCUCGACCCCUUGGUAACAAGUAGAAUAUGGGACAAAUUAGCAUAUUGCUAUAAUGCAAAAUAUGAAAUCCAUUUUGAUCUACCAAAUGUGCCCAAGGCGAGAGGUGGAAGUGGAAUUGAACCAGCAGCUCACUCAUGUCAACAGCACCCGUCUUCUCCUCAGGUAGCGUGGGAGAAGAGGGGGAGGUCAGUAUUACACAUUAACUAUUACAAUCUUAAGCUAUAGGAGUGUACAAUGGGAUGUGAAUAAUGAAAUGAUUAAAUAAACAGCACCUUAUUAUAAAACA
This is a messenger RNA of Myripristis murdjan (pinecone soldierfish), 3346 nucleotides long. It is a transcript of the gene cul5b, whose product is annotated as cullin 5b. The transcript is spliced from 19 exons. Gene Ontology annotation, molecular function: ubiquitin protein ligase binding. NCBI's taxonomy places the organism in Eukaryota, Metazoa, Chordata, Actinopteri, Holocentriformes, Holocentridae. Bases 1 to 2388 code for a protein of 795 amino acids. Gene Ontology annotation, cellular component: cullin-RING ubiquitin ligase complex. Gene Ontology annotation, biological process: ubiquitin-dependent protein catabolic process. The record is from RefSeq and is a predicted model, not a curated record.